Messenger RNA from Aspergillus affinis, 1413 nucleotides. RefSeq names its product DJ-1/PfpI family protein. Bases 1 to 1413 code for a protein of 470 amino acids. The record is from RefSeq and is a predicted model, not a curated record. The transcript is spliced from 4 exons. Lineage: Eukaryota; Fungi; Ascomycota; Eurotiomycetes; Eurotiales; Aspergillaceae.
AUGAAGCUCCCCAACGUUGAUUACCUGAGAGUAGUUCUCUUAGGCCUCUGCAUGCCUUCCUUUGUGAUGGGUCUUAGUUCAAGUUCACCACCUACUGCGAGCCCAAUGCCCCUGCCCGAGGCCCCGAAAACACCGCCUCAAAAGUACGGAAUGCUACUCUUUCAAGCCUUCGAGCUCAUGGAUGUCUUCGGUCCUCUAGAGGCCCUCCAGCGUCUCACAUCCUUCCAUAAAGUCGACCUGUUCUUCCUCUCCGAAACCCUCUCCCCAGUCAGCACACGGCCGGGAUCCAGCGCAAUGAACGCCCACAACUCCACCGGCUUCCCCGAGAUCAUCCCAACGCACACCCUCGACAACGCACCCGAGAUGGACGUUCUGUUCGUUCCGGGCGGACUCGGAACCCGGUCCCCGAACAUGAAUCGCACGAUUGAUUUCAUCGCAGAGACGUACCCCAAGGUGAAGUACUUGAUCACCGUCUGCACGGGGUCCCGACUGGCCGCGCAGUCCGGGGUUCUGGACGGGAAGCGCGCCACGACCAACAAGGCCUCGUGGAACAGUACGGUGGCGCUGGGUCCGAAGGUCGAUUGGGUGCCGCGUGCGCGGUGGACCGUUGACGGCAACAUCUGGACGUCGUCUGGGAUAUCCGCGGGAGUGGAUGCGACUUUGGCGUUUGUUCAGUGGGCGUACGGUGAAGAGACUGCUACUACAAUUUCGAGCUUGAUGGAAUACGAGAGACAUACUGACCCGGAUUGGGAUCCGUUUGCCGAUAUUUUUGAGGUUCCUGGUCGAAUGAUCUCCACAAUCUUCACCACGUUCUCCGUGCUCGGAGCCGCCUAUGCCUCGUCGGUUCAGCCCGUCGUCGCCAAAGGUGGAUGCACCAACAUCAACUCCUACUACCCGUACACGGGCACCACGGGAUACUUCAUGGCCAAGGUCGACGGAUGCGUGAACACCACCGCCACCGACAACGCCUGCAGCAUCGAAGGCUUCCGCGACACGACGGUCUCGCUCUCCAGCGAUGAUAAGAGUGGAUAUAUCGGAAUCGGAUACGUCGGCGACCAAGCGAUUGUUCCUCUGAUGUGUAGCACGGCCUCUCCCUCCGUGAUCGACGCCUGCGUUUCCGUCGACAACGGCUGCAGGUUCCAGUCAACGAACAUCAGCUCCUCCACGGGUCUGUUCAGCUGGGGACUGUCUGCCGAUGAGAGCAUUAACGUGGACUUUUACCACCACGAGGUGGAUGGCAAGCAACAGGACGGACUCUUCGUCGGAGCUGAGAAUGUCACUUCCUGGGCUAUUAAGCACUAUCCUGCGGAUUCGCACUCCAAGGUUCCCUACUGGCUGCUGCGGUGGUUGGGAAACAGCGAGGAGUUGAAGGACGGCGAGUUCAAGACUUUCCUUAAGGUUGACUAUUUUUAA